GCCUGCAGCGGCCACUAUCGCCAUGGCCCGGUUUUGACGCAGCCGCGAUAGCUGGAGGAGGAGCCAGGGCCGGGGAGAAGGCAGUCAGCCAGUUCGCCCGGAGAAGGAAGGAAGGUGCUGUCAGGCAGAGCAACAGAUGGCCAAGAGCUAGCAAAGAGCGUUCAGGACCAUGAUGGCUCAGAUUCCUACAGCCGUAAAUGGAGGCCCAAAUAUGUGGGCUAUCACUAUUGAAGAACGAACAAAGUAUGACAAGCAGUUUGACAGCCUCAAACCAGUUGGGGGAUAUGUUACAGGAGAUCAAGCUCGUAACUUUUUUUUACAAUCAGGUUUGCCCUCUCCAGUCUUGGCUGAAAUAUGGGCUCUCUCUGACCUGAACAAGGAUGGGAAAAUGGAUCAACAGGAAUUUUCCAUAGCUAUGAAACUCAUCAAGUUAAAACUACAAGGUCAACCAUUGCCUGUAAUUCUCCCUCCAGUCAUGAAGCAGGCGCCAAUAUUCUCACCCCUGAUGUCUGCUCGUUUUGGUAUGGGCAGUAUGCCAAAUCUGUCUAUUCCAGCGUCUGUACCUACGAUUACACCUUUAGCUCCCAUGUCCUCCUUUCCUUCUGUAACUUCCAUCCCUCCCCUGGUUAUUUCUGCUCCCCUGCUGCCUUCUGUCAGCACAUCGUCAUUGCCAAAUGGAACAUCUGGCUUCUUGCAGCCACUUCCUGCAUCAUACUCUUCAACUUUGCCUCAUUCUAAUUCAUAUAGUCCCAUGGUAGGAGGAUUUGGUGGUGCCAAUAUCCAGAAGACACAAUCCCUGAUAGAUUUGGGAUCUAGUAGUUCAAAUUCUUCUUCUACUACCUCACUAACUGGGAAUUCACCUAAGACUGGAUCUUCAGAUUGGGCAGUUCCUCAGGCUUCCAGGUUAAAAUACAGGCAGAAAUUUAAUAGCCUUGACAAAGGGAUGAGUGGAUACCUUUCAGGAUUUCAGGCAAAAAAUGCUCUUCUGCAAUCAAACUUAUCCCAGACGCAGUUGGCUACUAUUUGGUCCCUAGCUGACAUUGAUGGUAACGGACAGCUGAAAGCUGAGGAGUUCAUAUUAGCUAUGCAUUUAACUGAUAUGGCUAAAGCUGGGCAGCCCCUCCCACUAAGUCUGCCUCCUGAGUUGGUUCCACCUUCUUUGAGAAGUGGAAGGUGUGGUGAAAAUACUAAUUGUGCUCUACCAACAUACCAGAUAAAGCAAGAAGAGGAACCCCCUCAAAAACUUCCAGUUACAUUUGAGGAUAAGAGGAAAGCAAACUAUGAAAGAGGCAACAUGGAACUGGAGAAACGGCGUCAAGUGUUGCUGGAGCAGCAGCAAAGAGAAGCAGAACGUAAAGCACAGAAGGAAAGAGAAGAAAAAGAACGGUGGGAGAGGGAACAGCAGGAACGAGAACAGAAGAAGCAACUUGAACUGGAGAGGCACUUAGAAAAACAAAGAGAAAUCGAACAACAAAGGGAGGAAGAAAAGAGAAAAGAAAUAGAGAGGCGGGAGGCAGCAAAGCAAGAACUUGAGCGCCAACGACGUCUGGAAUGGGAGAGGAUUCGCCGUCAAGAUCUUCUCAAUCAACGUAGUAAAGAACAAGAAGAAAUGGUCAAGCUGAGCUCUAAAAAGAAAAGCCUUAAUCUCGAACUGGAUGCAUUGGAUGGCAAACACCAGCAGAUCUCUGGGAGAUUGCAAGAUGUUCGAAACCAAAAACAAAAUAAAAAAACCGAGUUGGAUCUUUUGGAAAAGAAAUGUGAUUUGGAAACUAUUGAAAUCAAGCAGCUAGAGCAACAGCUUCAAGAAUAUAAGAAUAAGCUGAACCUCCUUGUUCCUGAAAAAAAGCAGUUAAAUGAGAAGAUAAAAAAUAUGCACCAGGACAACUCCCUGAAUACAGACCUUAAUUCACUAUAUAAAAAGUCCUCAGAGAAGGAAGAAUUAUGCCAAAGACUUAGAGAACAGCUUGAUGCACUAGAAAAAGAAACAUCUUCCAAACUCUCUGAAAUGGAUGCUUUUAACCAUCAGCUUAAGUGUGACUCUCUGGAUGCUUCUGUUCUUCAGUGCCUUUUGUGUCUGCUCAGCUGUCUCAACAACCUCUUCCUCUUACUUAAGGAGCUAAGAGAAACCUACUUCACACAGCAGUUAGCACUUGAGCAGCUCCACAAGAUCAAACAGGAUAAAGUCCAAGAACUAGAAAGAAAAAGAGCUGAACUUACCCGGAAAAAAAGAGUGGAAGAUGAGGUUACACGAAAAGCAAAACGAGAAAAGGAGAACUUGUGGCAAGAGACUAUCCAGAAGGAAGAAGAGGAGAGAAGAAAGCGUCUACAGGAAGAGCGAAUGCAGGAAAAAAUCCAUGAAGAAAAACAAAAAGCUGAGGAAGCUGUUGCUCAAGAGAGGAAGCUUCACCAGCAAAAACUGGCAGAUGAGAAGCUUGAUCAGGAAAGAAAGAGCAAACAAGUAGAGAGCCUACGAGAAGCUGAGCAGCAAAGGCAGAAGCAAAAGGAAGAAGAUAAAAGAAGACAAACAAAAGCAGCUGAGGACAGUCAUAAACAGUUAGAUGAAGAGAGGAAAAGAAAAGAUACUACUCAUCUGCAAACAGAGAAACCCAUUCCUCAGUUAAACAUAAAUGAAAAAAUUGUAGAUAUCCUUAAACAGACAAAGGGUCAAAAUAUUAAGUCAACAGUGAAAAAUGAAGGUCAUACUGUUAAUGCCUCUGAUUCUACAAAAUUGGUUGGCUCUGUGAAUUACAGAGCUUUAUAUCCAUUUGAGGCAAGGAAUCAUGAUGAGAUGAGUUUCAAUACUGGAGAUAUAAUUCAGGUUGUUGAAAAAACUGAGGGAGAACCUGGUUGGUUAUAUGGAAGCUUCCAAGGGAAUUUUGGCUGGUUUCCUGGCAAUUAUGUAGAAAAACUACCUGAAAAUGAAAAGAUUUUUUCAUCUCCCAAGAAGGCUUUACUUCCUCCCACAGUAUCAUUACCAGCUGCCUCAGUUUCUGUAGAGUCUCAUUCACCAAAUAAAGCAGUAGAAGAAACAGAUUAUCAAAAUGUAACUUUUUCAAGUUUAAAUCUUAAUACGGGGCAGAAAAAAUCUGCUUUUACUCGUACAGUAUCCCCAGGAUCUGUUUCUCCCAUCCAUGGACAGGGACAAGUUGUAGAAAACCUAAAAGCACAAGCUCUUUGUUCCUGGACUGCAAAGAAAGAUAACCACCUGAACUUUUCAAAAAAUGACAUAAUUACUGUGCUAGAGCAGCAGGAAAAUUGGUGGUUUGGAGAAGUAGGUAGAAGAAGAGGGUGGUUUCCCAAAUCUUAUGUAAAAAUUUUGCCUGGAAAUGAAUACCAAAGAGUGGAACCAGAAGCUGUUUAUGCAGCUGUAAAUAAGAAACUCACAACACCAUCUUAUACACUAGGAGAGGACUAUAUAGCAUUGUAUUCUUACACAAGUUCUGAACCUGGUGAUUUAACAUUCAUUGAAGGUGAAGAAAUAUUAGUUACACAAAAAGAUGGGGAAUGGUGGAGUGGAAGCAUUGGUGACAGAACUGGAAUCUUUCCUUCAAACUAUGUCAAGCCAAAGGAUCAUGGUAGUGCUGUUACUGCUAGCAAAACAGCAACUUUAAAUAAAAAACCUGAAAUUGCUCAGGUUACCACAGCCUAUACUGCCUCUGGAACAGAACAGCUGAGUCUUGCCCCAGGUCAGCUGAUACUGAUUUUGAAGAAAAGCUCUAGUGAUUGGUGGCAGGGAGAACUGCAGGCAAGAGGGAAAAAAAGACAAAAAGGGUGGUUUCCUGCUACCCAUGUGAAACUUCUGGGUCCAAGUAAUGAAAAAGCGGCUUCUGCCCCAGCUAUUCUCCCAGUUUGCCAAGUGAUUGCAAUGUAUGACUACACAGCAAAUAAUGAAGACGAACUCAGUUUCUCUAAAGGGCAGCUUAUUAAUGUUCUGAACAAAGAAGAUAUGGACUGGUGGCAAGGAGAAAUCAAUGGCAUAUCAGGCCUCUUUCCUUCAAACUAUGUAAAGCUGACCACAGACUCUGAUCCAAGUCAGCAGUGAUCUAAUAUCUUCCAGUGUGAAAGCACCUCAGAGACCCACUACCCAAGUUUGACUAUAGCAUGGAAGCAGAGUGGGACAGCCUGCUCAGAUCUCUCUGAAACAAUUCAUUUGCUUCGCUUCAAUAUUAAGUCCACUCAAGUCUACAAAUUUUGUUCUGUAUUGUACAGUCACAAUUUAUUCAUACAAACUGAUUAGUGGGUCUUUGUGUGGCUUUCUGCACUGUCCAGUCUGGUUUUCUCUAUACCGUUUAUUUAGGAACAAUCAUGAAUGAUUAGCAUGCUUGUCAAGUUAUCGCUUGGCACUGUGCGACUUCAGGCACACAAAGACCUACUACUGGCACUGCUUCACAAGGGUAGUUGUGUUCUCAUGAUGCUGCACCAUGCAGUUCCUUUGCUGUUUUAUAGCUUGGUAAUCUCUUGCAAUGUGAUUCUGUGCACAAGUAAUAAUUGUGUUGGGGACAGGGAGAUAAAACAGGUGGAAUAAAACCUUGUAUGCUUUUUAUGCACUUAAUACUAUUCACUGUGUCUUCAGGCUUUUAGAUCUUGGGCUGCUUUCAUCUGGCACAAAUAUAUUUUGAUCCAUGUGACAGCUCUUUCUCCAAUGUUAAAAAAAUAUAUCCCUCUUCAGUAAUACAGCAUAUCAUUGUAUAUUAAAGGUAGAAGAUAAUGAUGGAACAAGUCAGGAUGAGUGUGUUUUGUUUUUUGGGUUUUUUUGUGUUUUGUUUUGUGGGAAUCCUAUUUUUGUGAACCCAUUUUGGCAUCUCAGUACGAGGGGACAAAUAAGACUAAAAGGCCUCUAAUCCUUACUCUGCUCCUCAUAACUGGGAUCGUGAUGGAGCAUAGAGGUCGUAUGUUUGACUCAUCCUCCCUCAGCUGCACCAAGCUGUUGCUCUCAGUCCUGAUCCUUCAGAUGUCUGUAGAGUGGGCAGGGCAACAAAAAGGGCCCAGUCAGUUCCAGAUUAAGCAUGGCAAGCUUCCUUGUGCUCCCGUGAUGUCGUAAGGAACAGGACAGAACAUACCAGUCUUCUUGCAGCCUACACCAUUCUCACCUCUGUGGGACCCUUCAAGCCUGAUUUCUUUCAGUGGAAAGAAUCCCAUCCAGAAUGGAGGAGGGCCUCAGGCAUGCCUUGGAUGCUUCUGUGUGUAUGCUUCUUUGUCCAAUUCAGGGAGAGAAAAUGGAGGUAGUUUAAAGCAGACAGACACAGGGGGAGGUGGGGCUUAUCAGCCCUUCCUGCCAUCACCCCCUCUCUCUAUUGAUUGUUCCUGGAAAGAAAAAAAAAGGACCAAUUGUGGUUCAUGUUUACAGAUAACAUGUAGUUAGAGCUUGGAAAAUACCAGGCUUUUUUGGCUAUACUUAGAAGUAUAGAAGUGCAUAGCCCUAACAUGAAAACAUUUAAUUACUGUUGCAGCAUUACUAAAUAUUUGUGCACCUGUUUUGACCUCUAGUAAUUUCCUAGUCAUCUGUUGGAACAGAAGAGUCCUGCUCUACUUUGGCCAACUUUUUUUGCAGGGGAAGGAGUAUAAUCCUACAGAGCAGAUGGGCUCUUGCCUGCUGUAUUUCAUAUCAGUUUUUUCAUGGCAACUUUAUCCUCCCCUCUGAGCUUGUAUCAUGCUCCUAAGCAUUUUGAUCCCAGCUUCAGGGAAAUGUUCAUUUGGAAUGGUCAUUUCAAAGCAACAUUAAAUUACCUUCUAAAAAAUGGAAUAGGUAACUAAGAUACCCUUUACUGCUGGAGAUGUAAUUAAUUUGUGAUUUUAAAAUUUCCUUAUUAUGUAGCACUUCAGUAAUUUAGCAGUAUGAUGAUAAUCUUGAAUGAGUGGAGCUUUUGUUUUAAAUAGUGGGGAUUGUUUAAAAUAUGGCAACUUAACCUCUUAAAAUUGAUGGCAGAUAAAAGCAGGUUUCCAGAAUCUGCAGACAACAUUUGUGAUAUAUACAAUCUGCAGUGUUUACUAUUUAGUGAACAUAUAAAAGUUAGCAAUUAUUAUAAAAUAGUAUUAAUAUAAUUUUAUUCAGAAACCUUUUGUUCAGUGUUCUAACAGUGUAAUACUGUUUACUCAGAUGUCCCAUUAUGUUCACUGUCUAGUAAAUAUGUAUAAUAUGCAUGUUUACUGAGAAGUAAAAUCCUACUGUAUUUGAUGGUACUUACUUCUUAGCAAGUGAGUUUAUUAUUGCCUCCAGCAUAAACUGAAUUUAUUAAUUCUUAAUAGCUUUUUAUGAAAUUAUUGAUACCUGUAUUUCUUUGAUUUAAAAAUGGGUCCUGGGAAAGGAUCUUUCAUGCAAUACAAACUAGCUGUAUGUCUUUAUCAAUUUAUGAAUGUGUUUUCAUCUUAUUUGUAUUUUUCUGUGAUUUUCCACAGAAUGAAAUUAUCACAGCAAAAAUGCAAGUGGCUCAUUGUUCAACUGAUGGGGCAGUAACCAGUCAGGCAUAAGCACUAAAAUAAAUGAUAUUGCACUAUCAUAACAGCACUAAUAUUGCUGACUGGCACAACCCAGAAAAACCUGUUGUGCUAGCUAACAUUCUGCUAGAGAUCCCUUUUAUUUGCUACUAUCCAGUUGAAUACCGCCCAUUAUUGUUUAUCAUGUGAUGCUGCAAUAAAAAUGCUAAUCAUGUAGUAUUAUGACUUCUUCUCAAACUGCCAUUGGUUUAACAAUUUCCAACCUCAGAUCUAGUAAUGCCAGAAAUGCAGUAUUUCAGUCCUGAAUUAAAACUGAGUGAAAUUGUUGUGACUUCCCUAGCCCAUCAACCACACACAGUAGCCUGACAGGUGCCUGAGAAACCUCAUGGAUAAGUUUGUUUAAACUUAGAUUUGAACAAGCAUAAAACAUCAAAAUAGGCCUCACUGACCUUAAAAAGGACUACAAGAACAAAUAUACUUUUUUGUUUUUCCACCACAUAACAAUGCUGUUAUUUUAUCAUGGCAGCAAUGCUGCUUUGCAGAGAAAUUGUCUCAGUAGCUUUUAUAUCUUAUGAUUUAAAAGGUCAAGCUUGAAAGAGGUUAUGGAACUAACAAGUACAGCAAUUCAGAAAGUGAUGUGCAUUUUUUUUUUGAUGUAAUGUCAGUAUUGGUAAAAAGCCCUGCCAGGUGAAUUUCAGGGCGACUGAAAUUCCACACCAUUGACUCAAACAUGUUUCCCAAUCAUGUAGCAUAUCGGCUAGAGAAGUACAUCCACUGCUAAAUGCAACAUACCCAGCAGGACUUAGAUUCCCCCAAUCCUGACUGUUGCAUCUUAGCCAGUCCCCAUGUAUCAUGCAUAUCAAGCAGCUCUGAAACUUCCAAAGUUAGUGUGUAGCAUGGAUGCCUGCUGCUCAAAACAAAAACCCAAAUUUUCUAGAUGAGCCCACAUGUUUAGGUGAACGUGAAGUGACUCUCUUAACUAUGGUCUUUAGCUUUAAAAUGAUUGGCUUUGGUCUUGCAAGUUUCUUUUGGAUGAUUAGGAGUCUUUUAAUGUAGCCACAGGGAGGUGAUGGAACCCCUGCAUAUACUUGAAGCAAGUUAACAAAUGUUUACUUGUUCUCAUUCCAGAAAAUUGGAUUAAUUUCUCAAAGGUAUGUAUAUGCUAACUAUGAAAGUCUCUCAAGAACAGAAUAAAAAGUAGAGAGGAAGAAAGGAUUCUUGACUAAGCCUAGAUUAGAAAUUAACAUCCUUCCUGAUUAAGCGUUCUGGAGAAUUCCAGAGUCUGUGACAUUUGGCAUAUACAUACAAAGAGCUAAGAAAAUAUACAAAAAUAAUGUCAUAUAUAAAUAAGAAUGUUUAAAAAAACUACAGAAGUUUUGAUUUUUUAUUAAAUAAAAAUGAUUUAUUCCACCACAUUGUGGCUUGUGCUUAUAACACAGUAUUUGCCAAAGUAUUGUCCUAUGGCUUGUACUGCAUUUUAAAAUUCAGUCAGACCAUAAAUAGUUGUCAAUCAAUCUGUCACACAAAUGCUUACAGACCUCUCAUUGUAGUGGUAUUUGGGCUGCUACAGCAUCAUGCUGCUUUAAUAUAUUUAAUUAUGUUGAAUUAUUAUCCAUUAUAGUGUUGUUUGUUGCCUUACUUUUCUUGUUUUCUUUUGGGGCUUUUUAGUAAUAAAGAUUUGGAAUAAUAUUCAGUGUUUCACCAUGCAAAUACAGCACAUGCUGUGUAUGAGAUAAUCAUUCUUUGUUUAUUGAAAACUGGAAAUAACUAUGCAAAACUAUUUUAUUAAAGUGACACACAAAAGAACA
Messenger RNA from Varanus komodoensis (Komodo dragon), 8243 nucleotides. RefSeq names its product intersectin 2 (gene ITSN2). The record is from RefSeq and is a predicted model, not a curated record. The coding region runs from base 170 to 4042 and encodes 1290 amino acids. The transcript has 30 exons. Lineage: Eukaryota; Metazoa; Chordata; Lepidosauria; Squamata; Varanidae. Gene Ontology annotation, biological process: clathrin-dependent synaptic vesicle endocytosis; positive regulation of Rho protein signal transduction; endosomal transport. Gene Ontology annotation, molecular function: calcium ion binding; molecular adaptor activity; protein binding. Gene Ontology annotation, cellular component: plasma membrane; intracellular vesicle; presynaptic membrane.